This is a messenger RNA of Lodderomyces jiufengensis, 2166 nucleotides long. RefSeq lists its product as uncharacterized. Gene Ontology annotation, cellular component: Rpd3S complex. Gene Ontology annotation, biological process: regulation of transcription by RNA polymerase II. The record is from RefSeq and is a predicted model, not a curated record. NCBI's taxonomy places the organism in Eukaryota, Fungi, Ascomycota, Pichiomycetes, Serinales, Debaryomycetaceae. The coding region runs from base 1 to 2166 and encodes 721 amino acids. The transcript has a single exon.
AUGGUAACUAGAAGUAGUAGUCGAAGUAAAUCAUCAACUUCAAUCAAUGGGAAUCUUAAAAAUUCAACGUUGCUGGUAUCAAAUGGUAAUUUAAAAGAUAAAAAAUCAAAUGCUACUGAAAUUUCAAGUAAUAAUAAUAAUAAUAAUAAACGAAAAUCUGAAGAAAUUGAAUCACCACCAACUCCAAAUGGUUCAAAUCAUAGAAAAUCUAAAAGAAUAGCUAAACUAGGGAAUAUACCUAAAUUAUCAGCAAGUCCAGAUAUUAAAGAAUUAUUAUCAAGUCAAAUUAUUUCCGAUAGUGAAGAGAGUCAAAAAGUUGAAGAAAUUACAAUACCAUUUAUUGAACCACAAUUAGCUGCACCUUCUCCAAUAUUUACAGGUCAACCACUAGAAGAGUUUCCUUCUACCAAGGUAAAGAAGGAGUCACUAUGGCCAGCUAAAUUAAGACGUAAAAAAGCGAAAGAAAAUGAUCAAAAUAAUAUAAAUAAUAAUGAUCGAGAAUCAUCCCUUUCAAAUGAUGAUGAAAGUAACAACAAUAUAAAAAUAGAACUCAACUAUAAAUCAAAUUUACAAACACCAAGAACUCAUGAUAUAGUCGAAGAAAGUGAAUUAAGGUCACUGAAUAAUGGCACGGUUCAGCAAUCACCGUCGAGAAAACUAAAAUUAGUCGUUAAAACACCAAAACAACCAGACUCACCAAAUAAAAGUACACCAAUAAAUGCAUUAAAAAAGAUAAAAGUUAUUUCACCAAAGAAAUCACCAAUAAGUUCCAGAUUAUUAGCUCCAAAUACCAAAAUAGAAAAUAACACCAGCUUUAACUUUAAAGAUCUAGAAGAAGAUGAUACUUAUAAAGAUAAUGAUGAUUUUUGUUUUGCAUGUGGAAGACCAGGAGUAUUUAUAUGUUGUGAAACAUGUCCCAAAUCAUUUCAUUUUACAUGUUGUGAUCCACCUUUAGAAGUUCCACCUGAAAAUGAUUGGUAUUGUCAUGAAUGUUUUGCCAAGAGAAACCCGAAAUCAUUACCUAAUUGGAAAGAAAUUGGAAUAUUUGGGAAAUUAUUAAAUGAUUUACAAAUUCGAAACCCAAAAGUAUUUCAAUUACCUAAAAAUUUAAGAGAUGAAACAUUCAUAGGAGUUGAAACUGGUGAUAAUGGUGAUUAUGCUGAUGAUUCUGAAAAACCUGAUUUACCAAAGAAAACUAAUGGCUCACAACAAAUACCAGGUUUUAAUAAAAAUAUUGAUUUAGAAAUUGAGAGUCUCUACAAUGAAAAAGGAGAGCCAUAUCUAUGUCAUAAAUGUGGUGAAUCAGCUCAAAACCAUAAAACUUUAAUAAAAUGUGAUUAUUGUCCAUUAAUUUAUCACGUGGAUUGUCUAGAUUAUCCAAUGUUUGGUCCAAAAACAAUAGGAGAUAAAUGGAGAUGUCCCAAUCAUAUCAAAGAUUUAUUACCAAGAGGACUACCAGAAAUGAGACAAUUUAAAGAUACAGAAAUUUUGGAAAGUUCUUUACAAAGUAAUUUUCUAAAGAUAAUGGCCAUGAAUAAUUUUGUUGUUAAAUUUGAUUCUGAAGAUUUUUAUCGAGAUGGAUCAAAACAUAAAUUAGAAGAAAUUAGAUCUGAUAAUGAUGAAAAAUUUCAAGUUUUAGCAAAUUGGGGUGAUGAUUUAAAUGCAAUUCAUCCGGAGUUUACAGUACCGAAUUAUUUCAGAUCAAAAUCAACUGAAGAUGGAAUCUCAUCAAAAUUGAAAUCAAAACUAUUGAGUAUACCUAAAUCAGAUUCUUCAAAUUUACAAACUUUUAGAAUACCUGAAAAACUGAUAAUACUAGAUUUUAUAAAUAAAUUUGAUAAAAAAUCUGAUGUGCUAGAGCAUAAUUUGGAAUAUGAUUAUCAAAAAAGGAUAGAGGAAAAUCCCCAAGAAUUAGAAUUUGUCAAUGGUGUCAAGUCGUUGAAGCAAGAAUUAAAUUUAGAUGCAUUAUUGAAAGCGGUCAAUUUACAACAACAACAACAACAAAAUGAAGAAGUAGAGAACAAAAAACAACAGAUUCAACAUCAAGAAAAUGGAGAAAGUAAUGGUAAAGUGCUAUCGAAUGAUGAAAUUCAAGAACUUUUAAAAAUCAAAAAGUUAAUGGAAAUAAAAGGUCAAGAUGUUAUACUAAAGUUUCUACAAAAUUAA